Messenger RNA from Trifolium pratense (red clover), 1127 nucleotides. RefSeq names its product zinc finger protein WIP6-like. Gene Ontology annotation, cellular component: nucleus. The transcript has 2 exons. Gene Ontology annotation, biological process: regulation of gene expression; anatomical structure development. NCBI's taxonomy places the organism in Eukaryota, Viridiplantae, Streptophyta, Magnoliopsida, Fabales, Fabaceae. Bases 56 to 1000 code for a protein of 314 amino acids. The record is from RefSeq and is a predicted model, not a curated record. Gene Ontology annotation, molecular function: DNA-binding transcription factor activity.
UAUUCACUCAAUAUAUCAUAUAAUAUACACAAUCCCAUCAACCAUAUUUUUCACCAUGCAAGCUCAUACAUUCUCCUACAUAUCUUCACUACAAACUAAUGAAACUGUUGAUGAGUCUUCCAUUUCACUCUCUCUUGGUCCGCCUGGUACACAUCACCUCAAACCUAAACUAUCCUCUUCAUCAAAUCACUCAGCUACUAGUACUAGUACUACUACUACUACUACUACUCAUCAUCAUCAUCAUCAGAUUCAACACCAAAAGCAAAACUUUACCAUUGAUGAUGAUGAGGUAAGUGGUGUAACAGUUGCUCUUCAUAUUGGUCUUCCAAAUACUAUUUCACAAAACAACACACCUGUUAGAAAAUCUGAUCAUCAUUUGGCUUCAACUCCUAUUCAAAGUCAAUAUUGGAUUCCUUCUCCUGCUCAAAUCCUCAUUGGACCAACACAGUUCUCUUGCACAGUCUGCAAUAAAAUGUUCAACCGUUUCAACAAUAUGCAGAUGCAUAUGUGGGGACAUGGUUCACAAUACAGGAAAGGGCCAGAAUCUCUAAGAGGAGUAAAACCAGCUUCAUCAAUGUUAAGGCUUCCUUGCUAUUGCUGUGCAGAGGGAUGCAAAAACAACAUAGAGCAUCCACGGUCAAGGCCAUUGAAGGAUUUCAGGACACUUCAAACACACUACAAGAGAAAGCAUGGAGCCAAGCCAUUUGGGUGUAGAAAGUGUGGGAAACCCUUUGCAGUGAGAGGUGAUUGGAGAACACAUGAGAAAAAUUGUGGAAAGCUGUGGUUUUGUAUCUGUGGAUCUGAUUUUAAACAUAAGAGAUCACUUAAAGACCAUGUUCGUGCUUUUGGUGACGGUCACGCUCCACACACCGUCGAGAGUUGUGAAGAUCAGGAUGUUUUGUUAGGUGAUGAAUAUGAUGAGGAAUUUGACGGAGAUGAAAUUGAUGAAGAUGAUGAUGAUGAUGAUAACAUUGAUGGAAUGGUUUUUGGUUUUAAUUAAUGAUAACCAAUAUAAUACCAUGUUUUUAAUUUAAAAACAAGAUCUAACAAGAACGUUCUGUUUUUUUAUGUCUUAACUACUAUAGUGCAAUUGCGAGUAUGGCUGCAUUAAUCGCAUUUGAUUGUGA